AUGGAUCACAAGUUGAAAAGCAAAUGGGAAAGUAACAAGUUGAUGAUUUAUGAUGAGAAAGAAAUGUAUGGUUAUCAAGGAGUAGUUCCAUGGCCUCAAAGAAACUUUAUGUGCAACUUUUGCAACAAAGAAUACAAAUCUGCACAAGCUCUUGGUGGUCACAUGAAUGUCCAUAGGAGGGAUAGAGCAAGACUCAGACUCUCAUCACCUCCUUCUCUUGACCCUAACCCUAACCCUAAUUUCUACCCAUCAUCAUCACCUAUUCAUUACCUACCGUACAAGACCUACUACCAUUCCUCUCUUCUCUCCACUACUAACCCACAAGAUCAUGAUAAUCAAGAACCAUUUUCGUCUGCACGUGACUUUUUGGGAAAUUUGAGAAAGAAUGUAACCACCGAAGAUGGAGAUCAAGAAGAAAUUAGGGUUUCGAAGAAAGGAGAGAUCUUUAACACAAAAAUGGAGAUGGGUUUGCUUAAAGAUGGAAAGGAUUUGGAUUUGGAACUUCGACUAGGGAGAUCUUGA
Molecule: messenger RNA, 522 nt
Organism: Cynara cardunculus var. scolymus (artichoke)
Lineage: Eukaryota; Viridiplantae; Streptophyta; Magnoliopsida; Asterales; Asteraceae
Product: transcriptional regulator SUPERMAN-like
Exons: 1
Coding region: 1-522 (173 amino acids)
Source: RefSeq, a predicted model, not a curated record